ACAGCCCACCCCAGCUGCAUAUCCCAUCGAAUCGGGUUUUAUUUUAGACCGGCAUGUACCGGUCUGAGCCGAAAUUCCAAAGCUUUCGUCAUUAACCAGCCUGUACAAACCCAUAAAAAAAUUUGCCGGCCACCCUUCCUCUCCUCUUACAGCUUUGAAAAAAAACCCUGCUUCGUAGCUUUUAACGAAAAAUACUGUACGAGAGUACUGAGAGAGCUAAAACAAAAGUAGAGUUGCCCUGUCUCCUGUGCUGUGGUAAUAAUAAUAAUGGAGAAAGGAGUAAAAAGAUGGUUGGUGGACACAUCAAAGUGGAACCCAACUCCCCAUGACUUCUCCUCAGCUCUCUCUGCUCUUCCUCAGCAUGAACGUUCUUCUAUCACCAGGUUUUUAAGGAUGGGAGAUAGAAAACAGGCGCUUGUGAGCCGGUUGCUUCAAUAUGCACUUAUACAUGAAGUUUUAGGAAUUCCAUACAAUCAGAUUGUCAUAAAACGCACAUUCGAAGGGAAACCCUAUCUGGAAUGUAGUAAAGUAGGCGUGGAGUUUCCCAAUUUUAAUUUCAAUGUAUCCCACCACGGUGACUAUGUGGCAAUAGCAUCUGAACCUCUGUGCCUUGUGGGGGUGGAUGUUGUUUGUUGUAUCAAACCCGAGAAAGAGUCGGUUCCAGAAUUUAUUGAAAACUUUUCUUCAUACUUUUCAAGUUUGGAAUGGGAUAAUAUAAUCAAUACUGGAACCUCUGAUGAGAUUUUGGUGGAUUUUUACAGAUACUGGUGUCUGAAAGAAGCAUUUGUCAAAGCUGUAGGGAAUGGACUGGCAUAUGGGGUGGACAAAGUAGAAUUUCAUCACACCAACUGGACCAACAUAUCUGUUAAAGUGGAUGGGGAGCCAUUGACAGAGUGGAGAUUUUGGCUUUUCAAGCUGCCAGAAAGACAUUGGGUGGCAGUUGCUAGGGGUCAUCCAAGAUUUGCUACAGAAAAUUACAAGAGGACAAUAAGCAAAGCAGAGUUUGAUGCAGAGGAGUAUCACAGGGGUCUUAAUCUUCCAAAUGUAGCAUUUGUCACUCGAAUCAUAGAACAGCUCAUCCCCGUUUCACAUGGUGAAGAAAGGCUAACUAAGCAGGACAUAUGCUCAGAUUGUCUCCAUCUUUCAUCGAGGGAGGCUUGAUUCCAAGUCCUAACAAAUCAUGUGUGAACAACUUAAUGAAAACCUCGUUGAUGCAUCCAACGACUGUGAUCGAUCCUGCAGCAGGCCCAGUUGUAUUUUCAUGUAAAAACUCGAGUCUGACUGGAUAUUUGCAUUAAUGAUGAAUCUCAAAUAAACCAAGGCUAUAUAGAAUAAUUUAUUACAGGAUAAA
Molecule: messenger RNA, 1351 nt
Organism: Populus nigra (black poplar)
Lineage: Eukaryota; Viridiplantae; Streptophyta; Magnoliopsida; Malpighiales; Salicaceae
Exons: 5
Coding region: 268-1161 (297 amino acids)
Cellular component (GO): cytosol
Molecular function (GO): holo-[acyl-carrier-protein] synthase activity; magnesium ion binding
Source: RefSeq, a predicted model, not a curated record